This is a messenger RNA of Kwoniella shivajii, 1512 nucleotides long. RefSeq lists its product as uncharacterized. The transcript has 3 exons. Lineage: Eukaryota; Fungi; Basidiomycota; Tremellomycetes; Tremellales; Cryptococcaceae. Gene Ontology annotation, biological process: potassium ion transport; proton transmembrane transport. The record is from RefSeq and is a predicted model, not a curated record. The coding region runs from base 1 to 1512 and encodes 503 amino acids. Gene Ontology annotation, cellular component: mitochondrial inner membrane.
AUGACUUCAAAGAUACCCAAAACAGUAGCUUCAAUUCCCCAAAGACAAUUUAGGAUAUUCGCAUUGCCUUUAGCUAGAAUACCUAAACCUUUUUCGGAACCUUUAUCGCCUCCUCCAAUCGUUCAGCCUACCCCUACAUCUGACUCUGCUUCGACCUCGGCGUCAGCGUCGGCGUCGGUUUCAGCUUCAGCUUCAGCUUCAAUCUCAGCAUCGAAAGGAAACGAUGAUCACGAUGUCAGUCAAUCAUCAUCAUCAUCAACAUCAUCAUCAACAUCUGCGAAAACACCUUUAAUGUUAUUCCAUACAUCUCAACCUGAUCCAUUACCUGAAUCGGGUCCACCCAACAUAUUGAAUAGGGGCUUAAACAAAGCGUCUGAAACAUGGUUAAAUCUGGGUAAAAAACCUAAAGAUUCAUGGACUUUUUGGUUUUAUGCCAAAGGCGAAAAAUUAAUGGAUAGAAUAGAAUACGAAGAAUGGUCCUUGAAAGUCAUAAAAGAAAAUGAAGGUGUCAAAAUUGAUAAAGACGGGAAAAUCCAAGGUGAAAAAAUAGAAAUACCCCUCUUACGACCCUCGAUCAAAGGUACAACCCUCCCACCACUCUUACCGAAAUUACAUCGAUUGUUGAUACACAGAAUACCAUAUCACAAGAAGAUGAUGUAUAGGUCUCUGUUCUUCACACCCUUCACAGCUCCAUUCGCUAUCAUCCCAGUCAUACCUAACUUCCCAUUCUUUUACGUUCUAUGGAGAGCGUGGUCACAUUACAAAGCAUGGAGAGGAGCUUUGUAUCUUGAAACAUUAUUGAAACACGGUUUGAUCGUAGAGAAGGAGUCUGAAGAAUUAACUAAAGUAUACUCUUCGAAAUCGUCUACUUCAACUUUAUCUGUCACCGACGGGAAAUCUGGACCAAACGAAAAUCAUGCUCCUGAUGAAACCACUUCAGGUAAUGCAAAUCUCAAAGAUUUGGCAACAGGAUCCACUUCUUCCUCUACUCCCUCUACCUCUGCUACCCGGACAUCGGGAGAAUUACCUAAACAAGCCAAAGGGGAAACUUCAACUUCUAUAGAUGGAACUUCAACUCCUUCUUCUCUAAUUCACAAACCUUCUACAUCCACUUCAUCAUCUUCAUCUUCGUCUUCCGCAUCUAGUGAGAGUGCAACUACUAAAGAUGAAGAAGACUUGACCUCGGAAGAAAAGAAGACCGAACAACCUUAUCCAUCACCCGCACCAGGACCUAUAACUUCAAAAGCUCAACAUCCAUCUCUACUAUUAUCACCGAGUCAAAUACCUCUCUUAGCUAAAACGUUCAAUUUAAGACCUUAUGAAGUUAUGGACAUUACCAGAGCAGUAGAACAAGCUGACUACAGAGCUAGGAAAAGUGAUAAAGCGAAAGCUGAUAAAGAGGCUUCAGACAGACAAGAAAAAGAUAAAAAAGAGGAACAAGAAAAAGGAAAAAGUGAUGGUAGUGAUAAAGGCGAGAAAUCAACUGAAUGGAAAGGUAAUCUGCAUCGAUAA